AUGAUCCCCGCACGGCAAUUGAGCAGAACCGCCCUGCCGCGGGCCGCCCGCUCGUCCCGGCACCUCCCCCGCCGGCAGCUGCGCUCCCAGUCCACCACCUCGUCUAGCAGCUCCGGCGGCGGCUCCCACUUCGCGACGGGCAUGGCUGGCGGCGUGGCCGGCGCUGGCCUCGCCUACGUCAUCUACUCCUUCACGCCGGCCGGCCAGACGGCCAGCAAGCUCAACAAGGCGGCCGCCGAGGCCAACAAGAAGUACCAGGCGGCGGCGCAGAAGCUGCAGCAGGCGACGCCCGACGCCGACCAGGCCGUCGACUCCAUCAAGCAGUUCGCCUACUCGUACGUGGCGUGGAUCCCCGGCGGGCGGGGCUACGUCGACGCCGCCUUCAAGGACUGGGAGACGGUGCGGGAGAACCACAAGGAGGAGGCGGACAAGGCCGUCAACGACGCCUACAAGCAGUUCCAGGAGCUUUCCAAGGCCGGGCUGAGCCUCGAGACGGCGUCGCGCGCCUACGACGUGCUGGCCGAGCUGACGCGCAAGAUCGCCGACCUGUCCGGCGACGCCCUGUCCGACAUCCUCGACAACCAUCCGCAGGUCAAGAAGAAGCUGGGCGGCACCGUGGACCAGCUCAAGGACAUGAGCGGCAGCUACGGCCCGGAGGCCAAGAAGCAGGUCGACGAGACGUGGCGGCAGCUCAAGGACGUCUUCGCGGGCGGCUUCACGGCCGCCAACAUCGACAAGGCGCGACAGCUAGCCGAGGACAAGGUGAAGCAGCUGCGGCAGCUGGGUGACGAGGCCUGGAAGAAGGGCCUGGAGGAGGCGAAGCCGUACCUGGACAAGAGCCCGCAGGUCAAGGAGCUGGUGGAGAAGAACGCCGACGCGCUGCGGCAGGGCAACGCGCGGGAGCUCUUCGACAAGGCGCGCGCCGCGGCGGAGGCAGCCACCGCUAAAGGCAGCAGCGAUUCGCAGGCCAAAUUUGACGAGCUGAAGAAGUACGUCGAUGACGCCGUCGAAAAGGGCAAGAAGAAGGGCAAGGACGCGGCGCAGGACUGGGGGCUCGAUGGGGGCUGGCUCGAGGUGAUCCCCCAGGGGAGCGAGAUCAUCCCCAAGCUGCGCGAGCUGGGCCAGGUGGCCGACAAGCACAUGGAGGAGGGCGAGAAGCUGCUGCGCGAGACGGUCGACGAGCUGAAGCAGGUGCUGGAGAAGAAGUCGAAGCGCGCCCAGGAGAUUGUGCAGGAGGCGGAGAAGGAGACGAAGAGCGAGGCCAAGAGCGAGGGCAAGGGCGAGGCCAAGAAGGAGUCCAAGUAG
Molecule: messenger RNA, 1305 nt
Organism: Purpureocillium lilacinum
Lineage: Eukaryota; Fungi; Ascomycota; Sordariomycetes; Hypocreales; Ophiocordycipitaceae
Source: RefSeq, a predicted model, not a curated record